Messenger RNA from Talpa occidentalis (Iberian mole), 1640 nucleotides. RefSeq names its product transforming growth factor beta regulator 1 (gene FYRD1). The record is from RefSeq and is a predicted model, not a curated record. Bases 191 to 1426 code for a protein of 411 amino acids. NCBI's taxonomy places the organism in Eukaryota, Metazoa, Chordata, Mammalia, Eulipotyphla, Talpidae. Gene Ontology annotation, cellular component: nucleus. The transcript has 9 exons. Gene Ontology annotation, biological process: regulation of cell cycle.
GGAAGUGCCGGGAGACGCCGGCCGCCGGCUUCGGUUACGAGCUCCCUGGCCCUGCUGCCGCCCCGGGGACGUUCUGAACGGGUGGGCACCUAAAGGCCGGCGCAGGCCAAACGCAGCCGGGGUCCCGCCCGCCCAGCGGCUCAGAGCCGAUGCCGGCCGCGCCCUGCAGCCCCGGGAGCGGGGCCGGACCAUGAGCCUGCUGGGCGGCCUCGCCUUCUCCCCGCGGGCCCCGCCGCAGGCCGGCAAGGCCAGGAUGAAAAAGCUCCCGAAGAAGAGCCAGAACGAGAAGUACCGGCUCAAGUACCUGCGGCUGCGCAAGGCGGCCAAGGCCACGGUGUUUGAAAAUGCUGCUAUUUGUGAUGAAAUUGCUCGUCUUGAGGAAAAAUUUCUCAAAGCAAAAGAAGAAAGAAGGUACUUGCUAAAGAAGCUUCUCCAGCUUCAGGCUCUAACAGAAGGGGAAGUACAGGCCACAGCUCCUUCCCACAGCUCCAGUUUGCCCCUGACUUAUGGUGUGGCCAGCUCUGUGGGAACUAUACAGGGAGCUGGAUCCAUUUCUGGGCCCAGCACUGGGGCUGAGGAACCAUUUGGGAAGAAAUCCAAGAAGGAGAAAAAGGAAAAAGGCAAAGAAAACAACAAACUGGAAGUUCUGAAGAAAACAACCAAGAAAAAGAAAAUGGAGGGAGGUGCUCGCAAGCUGGUUCAGCCCAUUGCCCUGGAUCCCUCAGGACGGCCUGUGUUCCCCAUCGGACUGGGGGGUCUAACAGUUUAUAGCCUGGGGGAGAUCAUCACCGACCGACCUGGCUUCCAUGAUGAGAGUGCCAUCUAUCCUGUGGGCUACUGCAGUACUCGAGUAUACGCCAGCAUGAAGUGCCCAGACCAGAAGUGUCUCUAUACCUGUCAGAUCAAGGAUGGUGGUAUGCAGCCUCAGUUUGAAAUCGUUCCUGAAGAUGACCCCCAGAAUGCCAUUGUCAGUACUUCUGCAGAUGCCUGUCACGCAGAACUGCUCAAGACCAUAAGUACGACAAUGGGGAAAUUAAUGCCCAACCUGCUUCCAUCUGGAGCUGACUUUUUUGGGUUUUCUCAUCCAACCAUCCACAACCUGAUCCAGAGUUGUCCAGGAGCUCGAAAAUGCAUCAAUUACCAGUGGGUGAAAUUUGAUGUGUGCAAACCUGGAGAUGGGCAGUUACCCCCAGGACUGCCAGAGAAUGAUGCAACUAUAAGUUUUGAAGCCUUUCAGAAAGAGACCUAUGAGGAAGAUCAUAAUGAUCCCAUUCUGCAAGGAUCCUUGGACCUCCCAGAGCUUCAUCCUACACCCUUUGUGUCAUCUUACCAAACCAUGUUCCUGACACACGAACCCUUGGUAGACACUCACCUACAGCACUUGAAGUCUCCGUCACAAUGUAGCCCAACUCAGUCCUCGGACUGAACGAGAAUGGACCAGAUACCACAUCAUUUUCAUCAUGAUCCAUUUUAACUUAAAAUAAAACUUAGGAUAUGUGGAAGAAGGCACAGGAGUGCCUGCAGCCGUUCAGGAGUGAAGAAGAUAUUAAUUAAUACAUUUUGUCGUGGAGGUUCCCUUGGUGACAGUUUUCCCUGGGGAAAACUUAAGCUGCUUUAUUUUUAGUAAUAAAUUUCUCUUG